CGCUGUGGCGCUGCUGCGGCACGAGCAUCAGAGCUCAACUGUCGGUGCUGUCUGUGUGAUGAGAACAGUCAAAUCGUAAUGGCGACUGCUGGAACAGCAGACUCGGGAUCAACAGCCCCGACAGGGACCAGUGGCAUCCGAAAAAUGGCCCCUUCAGAGAUGCCUGGCUCUUCAGGCACACAUCAGAGUAUGAAGAAGACCAUCGGACACCGGGGGGUCGAGACCACCACAGGAGAGACCACCUAUAAAAAGACCACGUCGUCUGCCCUAAAAGGUGCAAUCCAGCUGGGCAUCACUCACACAGUUGGCAGCUUGAGCCAGAAGGCGGAGAGGGAUGUUCUCAUGCAGGACUUUGUGGUGGUCGAAAGCAUCUUCUUCCCCAGUGAAGGCAGUAAUCUGACUCCUGCUCAUCACUACAGUGACUUUCGCUUCAAGACCUAUGCUCCUAUUGCCUUUCGUUACUUCAGAGAACUGUUUGGCAUUCGGCCAGAUGACUACCUGUAUUCUCUGUGUAACGAGCCACUGAUCGAGCUGUCUAACCCCGGGGCCAGCGGAUCCCUCUUCUAUGUCUCCAGUGAUGAUGAGUUCAUUAUCAAGACUGUUCAGCACAAAGAGGCAGAGUUCCUCCAGAAACUGCUGCCUGGAUACUUCAUGAACAUAAACCAAAACAAGCGCACCCUGCUACCCAAGUUCUACGGACUGUAUUGCGUUCAGGCAGGGGGCAAGAAUAUCCGUAUUGUAGUGAUGAACAAUCUCCUGCCCCGGAUCAUCCCCAUGCACCUCAAAUACGACCUGAAGGGCUCCACCUAUAAGAGACGAGCUUCCCCCAAGGAGAGAGAAAAGGCGGUUCCCAUUUACAAAGACCUGGACUUCAUCCAGGACCUGCCUGAUGGUCUGCUGCUGGAAGCGGACAACUACAAUGCCCUGUGCAAGACUAUUCAGAGGGACUGCUUGCUCUUGCAGAGUUUCAAGAUCAUGGAUUACAGUCUGUUGAUGGGCAUCCACAACAUGGACCAGGCCAGUCGAGAGCGGGAGCGUAGCGGGGGCAACUCGGGCGACAGCGGGGGGUCGGAGGGAGCAGUGACCCCAGAUCAGCGCCGGCCACAAGCUCAGAAAAGUCUGUACUGUACAGCCAUGGAGUCCAUUCAGGGCGAGGCUCGAGGGAAGGGAGUUCUGGAUUCAGAAGAUCACAUGGGCGGUAUUCCAUCGCGUAACAGUAAAGGAGAGAGGCUGCUGAUCUACAUUGGCAUCAUUGACAUCCUCCAGUCCUACAGGUUUAUUAAGAAGUUGGAGCACUCCUGGAAGGCUUUGGUCCAUGAUGGGGACACAGUGUCAGUUCACAGACCUGGCUUCUAUGCAGAUCGUUUCCAGCAAUUCAUGUGCAACACGGUGUUCAAGAAAAUUCCACUAAAACCAUCACCAUCAAAGAAGAGUCGUGGUGGAGGUCAGGGAGGCCUUAGGAGGGCCCCCACCCUGGGAGCUCCCACCCCGCUCUCCCACGCAACAGGACAGUCGGUUGACUCCAGACUAGUCUACCACAGCCACUUCAAAAGCACAGAUUCAGAGGCUGACUGUGGCGUGCAGUCGGGUAGACCAGAUCUUGUUCCGAGGACUCCACCUCUGGGAGAAAACCCUGCUGACUAUGAGGCCAACCUGUCCACCUCAUCACUAGGCAGCACGGGAAUUGCCUCCACUUCUCCCCCCCUACGGUCUGUGGGGGUGGAGGUCCACAAAUCAGCAAACACAGAGUUUGACCACCACAGUUUGGGUGCAGAAGGUGCUGUAGAUAAUUCAGGCAACCUGUCUGGAAACGAAGACGUAAUUUCACUCUCAGACAUCAUCCCUGAGACCAACAUCUGCUUUGUAAGUCCAAGCGAUGACAUCAUGUUUCCAUAAUUGAAAAUUAAUUUUAACGUUAUUGUUGCAGCAGCCAGUAUUUGUUAGUUGUAUAUACCUUGGUACUGAUGUUAGUUUCAUCUUCACAGUAAAAAGUGACACGUGAAGACGAGGCAUUUCUGGACAAGGUGAGGUGGGCGGAAGUAAUAAUGAAGAGAGUGAAAGUCACGCAUCCACCACGGACCCUCCGUUGCACCUCUGUUGUUCUCUCACCCGUACAGUAUAUACAUGGCCCGCUGGAUGAAGCAGCGAGGUGCAGUGGAGGCUGUGACAGUGAAGAAAACAGCGGUGCGAAGAUCAUGAAGAAGAAGGGUGUGCGGUAGGCUUUAGCUUCCACAGCCAUCGACCUCCCAAAGCCCAGUUGUCUCUGAUAUACACCCGAAUAAAAGGCUCACGACCCUGAAUUUACAGCUCCGUAUUAGAUCUGGCAGCGUAAUGUUGACUAAACAAAGAUUUCUCUUCACGUUCAGAACAUGAAGGAUGCUUCGAUGACAUCACAAACAAAAUGAUUAGUUGUAUAUUGUUAAAAGCCUGCGAACACAGUCACCAGUGGAUGGUGAAGGCAGUCAGACUAUCCAUGAAGAGUCAGUCAUUGUGUCCACUUUUCGCAGCAUGAAGCGAUUGUGAGAUGACAGCAUUUCAGCAAGAACACACACACACACACACACACACACUCUCACACUUAAGAGCACAUGAAGGGCAGAGCCUGCGAUUGUAGGAGUGAAUAUUAGCCUCUGUAUUCAUGCGAAGUCCAAGUGGGUUCACAUUUCCGUGAUUCACACUGUAGUGUUCCCAUCUCCGCACAUCCAUUUCCCCCCUCGACACUCCUCAUGAGCGGGGCACUCUGAGCAAUCAACAGUCCCUGUUCGAAUCAACACUUGCUGCUGUUGACUCUGCAAUUAUGUAUGCAUUUCUUUUUACUGAUCGUAGAUGUACAGUAUUUGUUUGAAAUUGGGGGGGAUGGGUUAAACCAGACCUAUGCGGUCAUUUUGUUUCACGUUUUGUCAUAAGUUAUUCUGCUGGAAGCCACGGCGGUGCGGCACAGGUCCAUCUCGAUCUUGCCACUGCUGAAUGUACAUUACAAUGUUUUUUCUUAUAUAGAACGUGUCUUAUUAACAUGGCAGACCACAUUUGUACAACCCUGAGAAUCUCCCCCUCUGAUGUGACCAUAUGUGCUAUAAAUGAACACAGAGAGAAGAGCUGUCGGCUGCAUGGCCGGCCAGUAGAUGCUGAUAAAUGAAGUCAUGGUAAUAAGCUAGUAGAGGAGUAAUAAUUUCCAGCAGCUACUGUCAUUCGUCUGUCAUGUCUGUGCCUUUACAUGUUUGUCCCUUCCCUAACGUGAUGGACUUUUUAUUUUUACAGGUUAGUGUUGUAGUCACACAAAAAAACCUGCCUUAUCACUACAGCUGAAGUCAUCAAACUGCCAUUUGUAUGUCUGGACCAACAAUCAGGGCUUCAAAGAAUUUCAGAUUUUAAUGCAAACACUAGUACAAUCCCUUUUGGUUACGCUGAGCGUUCAGUCACUGUGGUUCAUCAGCUCAGCUGAUCCGUUCAUCUGUCCCCAUGUCAGACAAUAAGGAUGUCUGUCUCUUAUUAUUCAUUUCUGCUGGUUACAGAAAUGACCCCCGCCCACAUCCACCCUUGGACCAAUAUUAACAACCACAUGUAUAACUAAUAUUUGUAUGUUUUGUAUGUAGUAUUACUCAGCUUUUACUCAGCUGUUCAUAAUGAUUAUGCUUUGUUUUCACAGAAUGUUUGUGUUUAUGUUUAAGGCACUAAACAAGCUGCAGAGGUGGCUGGCAGAGACACCCCCCCCCCCCACCCCGGUAUUUCUGAUACAGACAUUUGAAUCACUACCAAGUGACUGUAGCAAAACUCAAGAUUUUAAGUCCCAGACACACCAAAUUCACAUAAAGUGGCAACGCCUUUGUCGCCUUUGUCUCAGCCAAAAAGUUGCACUUGAACACAUCACAAACACUUCAGCUGGCAGCAAACUGCACGUACACACUGCUCUUGCAUAAGAGGAAAUAACUCCAUACCAGCAGGCGGCAGUACUCUGUAUUCGUCAUUUACAAAUGGAAACCAGAAGACAGACAGGAUACAUUCAAGACGCUAGUUAGCCAGUUAGCACAUUAAGGGGCCGUACACAUGCCACGUCUUUAACCGCCUAGAAAAUGCGAGGUCGGGCGUUGGGUGCACCUUUUAAGAGCGCGGCGGCAGGUUGUCAACAAGCACAGUACCGUAGCCCGUCUACCUGAAAUCCUGAGUGCAGAGCUGAUCUUCUUCCUGGUGCUGUUUAUAAGUGUGUAGGCCUAUGGUCCGUGGGAUAGAUGUAAAGCUCUGGCAGCCCUGCAAUAACAUGAUCAACUUUUCCAUAUUUACCACAGACUGAUAUUUACGGAAGAAGGGAAAGAUAUCUGUCGGCUGUGAUUGGUUGUUCCUCGUCACGACACGUGGUGCGCGCUGCUGCGUUCCAAAAGUUACUCGGUUUAUCUCAGAGCGCAGUAGCCGCGCCCCACAAAGUAGACAGCUGGUAAGGAGUAUGCGUCACCCCUGGCGUUUGAGCGCGUCUGCCAUGUGUCUACAUUGAAAACAAUGAAUUUGAGGGUGCAAAAAACGCAGCAUGUGUACAGCCCCCAACAAAACAAUCUCACUCACGUCGAAAGAGGAAAUAAUAUUUACUGUGCAAUAGCAAACAGAAACAAACAAAUAAGAACGGUUUCUGCAAAAGAGCUCAGUGGAUAAAAACAAAUCAAAACCCUUGUGACUUUUACCAUUUGUUUACUUUCCUCACUUCCAUUUCUCCUUUGAGCACUGAGCUGAACUGCCAAUCAGAGUGAUUUUAUUCAUGGCCUGUUCAUUCAUGGACAGGCUCCGCCGCCAAUUCAACAUGCUGAAUUGGCCAGGAAAAAAAUGACAACUGUUGACGAGUGCCAGUGAGCAGGACACCACAAACACAUUGGUCAAUGUUGGGCUGUUGGUGAGCGCCUGUCACCCUAGUUUUUGCUAGUAUGGUGGUAUGAAGUUAUUUCCUCUCAUGUAGGCACUGAAAGUACGUCCUAGUUGGCCAUUGGCUAUCAUUUUUGCGGUGCGUUCAGUGUAUCUUUUUGGCUGUGACACAGGCGAUAUGAGGCGACGCAACAGUCGGCCUUCGUCGCCUCUACUUCUUUGAUGUCUGUUACUGUGUCUGGGCUCUUAGACAUCAUCUCAUUUGAGGAAGUGCUGUCUAUGUUUUGUAGGCACAUUUGGUCUAUGCAGCAGAGAGGGGAGAAGGGGAAAUGCGAGUUUUGAACAUAGAAAGGAAGGAAAACAACUCAUGUCCAUCAAUGCACAGUCGAGGAUUUAGGACUGAGUCUUUUGUAGUAUAAGAAAGUCGCGGCACCAAAGAAAGGAGUGGAGAGUUCCUGCGAUUCUUCAGGAUCCAGUACAUGAAAAAGAAAUGAGGCACUCCUCGAUACCUGCAUGGACUGAUAAUGUUGUACAUGGUAAUAACACUGGGUCGACCUGUGUUUCUAAGGAUCUAUUGUUAAACUGGAUGUUUUGUUUUGUUUGCUAAAUCAUUUCACGUCUGAUAAGCUGUAUCUGACAUAAAAUGUUUGUUUCUUUAUGGAAGAAUCGGUUUACUUUGUGGCCUGAGACAUUUCAAGAUUGAACUCCACAUUCCUGUGAAAUUCAAGUUAAAUUUACUACAAAUGUGGUAGCCCUCAGAGCCCAUUACAUACGACCCUUGUGUAGGUGGGAUGAUGUACUUGAAUUGUUUCUGGUAUUAUGCUGAAAUGAUUUCCGACAGAUCAGUUUAAAGUUGUAUUUAGUUGGAUCAGAAGUCAAACAGCCACCAAAGAAAACACUCCUAUAGAUAAAUUCUGUCUCAUUAGAAAAAUCCAGAUUAUAUUUUGUGACACCUGGAUUUUGAUGAUGUAACUUUUUUUUUUUUCUUUCUUUUUUGAUGGGUGGUACUGUGUAAUUGCAGAUGCAGAUCACUUCUGUUGCAGUUGUUAUGUACUACACCAUGGCACAAGAGAAACAUCAUCCAACGGUGCUUAAAGGGCGGUGCACUCAGCGUAGACACUACAGUAUAUUUGAAGUAAUGCAAUAUGAACCACAAUCUGCCACCUUUCAGCUCUAAGAAGAAUAUUUAUUGAUAUGGUUGAUUGCUGCAGGCUGAGUUGAUAAAAGUUGUAUUAUGUACUUUUUAGAUGAUUGUACGUAUACUGUAUACUGACAGAAGGAUGUCUGAAACUUUAUAGUGUGUGUUGCCUAUGAAGGGGGACUAUUUGACAAUUUCACUUUUUAUAUUUCAUGUUUAGAUUGUGAUAUGACGGAUAUAUUCGCUCCAUGAUUAUUCUGGGUUGUUAAUCUCCCACGCUUUUUCUACAUGAAUGUUUCACACGGCUCACGAGCCAACGUUGCUGGUUGUCCUACGAUGCUUCGAUUACUAUAUUUUUACUGUGUAUAAAAUGUGUAUAUGUACAUAGGAGUCACGGAAAUGCCUUCUCAUGCAAUAUGUGCUGCCUGUCCCUCCUGCCAUGUUUCAGUUAUGUGGUGGUGAUGUUUUCAUGUCUGAUUUUAAAGGAUUAAACAUAUUUUCUAAAUCUUG
Messenger RNA from Epinephelus moara (kelp grouper), 6493 nucleotides. Its product is annotated as phosphatidylinositol 4-phosphate 5-kinase type-1 alpha-like. NCBI's taxonomy places the organism in Eukaryota, Metazoa, Chordata, Actinopteri, Perciformes, Serranidae. Gene Ontology annotation, biological process: phosphatidylinositol metabolic process. The transcript has 15 exons. Bases 79 to 1896 code for a protein of 605 amino acids. The record is from RefSeq and is a predicted model, not a curated record. Gene Ontology annotation, molecular function: phosphatidylinositol kinase activity.